Anthostomella pinea is the source of this 279-nucleotide messenger RNA. NCBI's taxonomy places the organism in Eukaryota, Fungi, Ascomycota, Sordariomycetes, Xylariales, Xylariaceae. The record is from the annotation of a GenBank genome assembly.
AUGCGUGUCGGUGCUGCCGGGAGGUUGAACAGUGCACUCGAGCCCUCCCUACGUGACUACACCUUGUUGCACUCUUCGACCAUGUUCCAACGGAGCUACCAGCCUCAACGCCUGAAAGAAGAUAUAGCAGGGAUCCUUUUUGGAAGCCUCGGUGGCAGCAAUGGCGACGAGAAGUUAAUCCACGUUCUGCGUAAUGCAUCUCUCACUCGCGAUGAGCGGGCCCAUGUUAACCCAACUGCGGAAGAUAUGGCCGAAUUCGAGCAGCGAAAGGACAUCUGA